Molecule: messenger RNA, 14970 nt
Organism: Oncorhynchus mykiss (rainbow trout)
Lineage: Eukaryota; Metazoa; Chordata; Actinopteri; Salmoniformes; Salmonidae
Source: RefSeq, a predicted model, not a curated record
CUGGAAUAAGAUUGAUAUUUGUUCCAUACCCUAUAAAUAUUUUGUUUAUAGUAAGUGGAAUGGGAAGCACUAUGAUCACGGUACAUAUGAGCACAUCUACCAGACAAACUCAACGCUAUUUGUCAACAGGUGUCUGUCCAUCAGUCAAAAGCUUUUGACACUCGAAGGUGAAUGGCACCAGUAUGACGAUGUUGUAUAUCCACAACCAAAACAAGACUUUAUGUCACCUCUUACAAACUGGUGGAAUAACAUGAAGAGCACCUUAGUAAAGGGAAGACAGCUGGCUGCAAAGGUGAUGUUGGAAGGCAUAUUUGAUCUUCUGAGAACCUGGACUGAAGUGAAUGUGAGGAGUUUCUUUUCCCAGCUCCAGCAAUUCUUCUCCACAUACAGCUAUCCCUGUGUCUAUGACGGUGGAAAGACAACAUGGGAUUUAUUGUUUGGAGAAGAAGAGGUGAGAAGCCUCAUGAAAAACUUCAUGGAGAAAAACCUAGAUCCUCAGUCCCAAAAGGGCAGAGAAAAGCAUGAGGUUUUCCUCUCAGACCCACUGAAAGCAGGAAUUAUUAUCCUGAUUGUGUACAACAAGUACAGAUUAAAAGAGGACAACGGAAGUCAACUCUCUCAUCUUUGUCAGCUGCUCUGCCUGCCAAAAAAGCCAAGAGAUGAUUUCCUUGCUUACUGGACAGACUUCACCCAAGGCCUACCCGAGCAUAUUAGUGUUGCAGAGGAAGUUGAGUCGCUAUGCAACUUUGCAAGAGAGAGGAGUGUUGUGAGCUGGAUCUUGGUCAUCCCUCUCCUGCAUCUGCUUCGAGGGGACAGCAAGCCCUUUGAGCCCGUUCCACCCACCAUGGAUCCACCGUUUGCCACCUGGGCAGGGCUUAAAGGGAUCAAAAUAAAAGACUCCUACAGAGACACAAGGGGCCUGAUGAAGGUCAUGACAGAACACAAACACCUGGUGGAGGUGGAUCAUCUACUUGUGCGCUCCUGGAUGUGUCUGCUACAGUUGGAAGACUUGAUGAGCUUUAUAUCAGCCAUCCAUGUGGGUGUCUUGGACACACUUCAGCAACUCCAGUUCAGUCUCAAGUCUGUAAUGUCUUACUACACCUAUAGGCAACCAGUGAAAGCGAUUUUGUCAUAUCUUAUUGAAAUUACUGGACAACACUUCAGUGAUAACAGAUAUGGAGAAUGUUGCUUGAAAACAGCUGUGAGUGUUCUGGGGACAAUCUGUAAAGAUACUGCUGAUUCAGACCGCUGUGAGCUUCCACUGGACUGCCUGCAUCUGGUCAGUCUGAUUGCAGAAACUGCCGGAAGCUCCCAUCCACAGUCCGUGAAAAGUAAGGAAAACAAAGUUCUGGAGGAGACACUUCGAACAAUGAGGGACUGGCGACGAAAAGCAUUCCCAAGCAAAUCGGUUAACCAUGGGUCCUAUUUUACCUCAAAGAUUGAGCCUGAAAUGAAGGUCUGGAAAAGGUUGAUCUCAGUCACGUUUGGGAAUGAAGAAUUCACUGAACUAUGGAGAAGUACUUUCUUGAAUGAUUUUGAAGGAAAACUAAAAAAGGAGAAGCCCAUGCAUCAGAUUCAAAUCUACUGUGACAAGAUCGAGGAAGUGGGCAAGACAAGUCCCUAUUUGUGUAACUCUCUGGAGAAAUGUGCCUUGGAGGCAGUCACCGCCAUUUGCCAGGACAAAUCUAAUCUUUGUGAGCUGUUGAAGAAACAUGACUUCAGCAAGUUUGAGAAGCUGAUGUCUGUGAUAGUGCUGAAGUCCUGGCCCAAAAAUAGCGAUGGACAGUACGUCGAGGGCGAGGAGUUGGUGAUGAAGCACCUUCUCAGCUGGCCUAUGGCCAUAAGCAUCUUCCAAGUACAAGGUGCAAAUGGAGCGUUGAUUAACCGGUUGACAGAUGAAGCUAAAGAGCGGAUGGGAGUGGCAAGCUCUGCGUUCUGUUCUGUCGCAAAGAAAUUCAUCUACGGGAAAAUCCAGAUCCAGACUCUCAAUCAAAUCCUUGAAAGAAAAACAGAAUUCACUCAGUUGCUGAAGAUAGAUGACCUGUGUGAUGACGGUCGUUGUCAGGACGGGGACACCAUGAAACGAUUACUGAGAUGGAGAGCGGAGGAAGUGGAGGCUAUCGUCAAUGACAAGAAGAUGGUUGAAGGCCUUCUUAUAUUUUGCCACAAACUCCAGGAACAUCUCAAAAUCGAUGUGAGAGAGCUGCAGCGCAAAAACCAAGAGAACAUAGAUCAGAUGACGCUGGAUGAUUUCAUGGAAGUUCACAGACUUGACCAUGACUCCUCUAAUGUAACUGGGGUGGUCACAUACUUCAACCUGUGUGAUGACACCAGGCAGAUGGCAUCUAGCCUACGUGCUAUCAGGGACAGCUACAUUUUCACUAUGUGUUGGGAGAACCAAGCCAAAGAGCUUUCACAAAACCAACUUGACACAGAUGAGACAGAACCAAAGCCUGAGAGGGAGACAGAAGUGUACACUCUCGAUCUGAUCCACAGCGAAAUAUUCCAGAGUUGCAACGAUAAAUACAGGAGCAUCUAUGACAGUUUGAGAUCUGGUACGAUAUCAUUGGAGGAGGUGGAUAGUAUCUUUGAAGCCUACAAAGACAAGUACAAAGACAUGGAAAAAGAUCUGAAAAUAAUGUGCAGGAUCAACUCAGCUGAUGAUGGAAGAUGGAUCAAGAGCAGAGUCCAGCAAAUCCAACAAUACCAUGACCUUCAUCUAGCAUUGAAAUCGGCCAAGAUCAUUAUGGAUGUCAGAGAGACUAUCUGUCCUCAAGGGGACUUCAAAGUACUACAGACACUGCUAGAUAUGAACACGGAGGACUUUAAGGAAGAGAGUCUGAAUCGCAUUGAUGACAAUUUGCUGGAGAUCAAGAAGGAUCUUGAGGACAUCACAGAACCUCGCAGACGGUGUCUUCGAGAGCUCGGACUGAGGAUAAACUUUGUCAAAUGGGUCAAAGAAGCUCUUGAAGAUAUCAACGAGCUGAAAGUGUUUGUUGACCUGGCCUCCAUCUCCGCCGGUGAGAACGACUUGGAUGUGGACCGUGUAGCCUGUUUCCACGAUGCUGUUCUUGGUUACUCCUCCAUGCUCUAUGGCCUUCCACCAGAUGCCGACUUUCAUGCCUUCAAGGAGGCUUUGGCAAAACUGUGGAAGGCGCUUGGAAAUGACAGCAACAUACCAAAUAAGCUGCGGGACACUGCACGUCAUUUGGAGUGGCUGAAAACGGUGAAGGACAGCCAUGGUUCUGUGGAACUCUCUUCUCUAUCAUUGGCCACAUCCAUCAACACAAGAGGCAUCUACAUUAUCAGUGCACAAAACCAGAAGAAGCUGUGUUUAGACACUGCUCUGAAGCUGCAGAUCCCAGAGCACCAGGAGGAAGAUCAGAUGCGCAACUACUCCUUAGAAGACCUGAGAGAUCUGCAGAACAAGCUAAUGCUGAUGUCUGGAAAGGGGGAACCAAGCCAGAUUGAGGUGGAUCACUUUACUGAGGUUUUUGACAGUGUCCAGAGGCUAGCUGUAGCCUUUGUAGAUCUUUAUGCUGCUGGGAACCCACUUUUUAGGUGUUGGGAGGCCAAGAUUCACUGUAAUACUCAAAGUGAUACUGGUAUCGUAAUGGAAUUCAACCUUGGCAACAUUCUACAAAACAUAAUGGUGGAGGGCAAUGCAAUGGACCAUCUUACAGACCUGUGCAGGAAGAUAGAGGUGUGUUUGGAUGACUGGAACAGAUUCAUGGACAAACAGAGAUCUCAGCACUAUUACCUCAACUAUUACACCGCAGAGCAGAUAGUCUACCUUUGUAAUGUUUUGACAGAGAAGAAUUUGAACACUAAGUUGGAUGAAAAGGUUUUGAUGAUGCUCUCUUUCAUCAAACCUGACUGCUCCGUGUCAGAUGUGUGGGAGACAUGGAUGACUUUUCAGAACAACAUGACAGAAACUGAGCAAGAUGAAGACCCCAGAUUUCAGACAUUCAUUGACCUUCAUAAUGACUUGGGAGACUUUGAUUCUUCUUUUGCUGAUGAGGACAAAUGUGCCAUUGAUGUUCUGCAGAGCCUUCUGGAUCAGGCUGUUGGUUUACGAAAACUGGAUCUGGUCUGGGAUGCUUACAUGAAAGAUAUGAGGAGCAUUCUCCAGGACUCCUUAGACACCAGAAGCUUUGGUAGAUUGCUAGAGAUGUUGGCCAACAAAGAGAACCAGGAAGAAGAUGAUGAAGAACCCAUGCUUUUAGAACCAAGUGAGAAUACAGUCCGUAGAAAGCUCCCAAAAGGCCUCUUCAAUUGUCAACCUAAUCUCAUAAUCUGCCCACAAGAUGAAAUCUUGACUUCAAGCAUCUGCUUGUAUAUGACCAGUGACUAUGAGCAGCUGCCUACCUAUGACGAAGUCCUCCUGUGUACCCCUGCCACGUCCUAUGAGCAGGUGGAGCUUUUCUUCCGGCGAUGUCUCACAUCAGGCUACUUGGGCGAGAAGAUCUAUACCCUGCUCUUCGCAGACCAGCUGAGCUAUGAGGUGAGCUACGCAGUGGAGAAGUUAUUUCAGAAACUGAGUUCAUGUUCCAGGAGCAACUACAGGCUGGUGAUCAUCUGCAGCGCAGAAAGAGAGCACACCUACAUCCCCUCUGCCUUCAAUCAGUUCAAACGGAACAUGGUGCCACAGGAGUCUCUUGAGAGGAUUCAGAGAUACCUGUCCAGGCAUUACACUGUCCCCUCACACCAGACCAGUGCGGCAUCUGUGUUCAAAGGUCGACACUUUGUUGGGAUUGUGUCUUCCCAGAGGGCUGGAGUUGGAAAAUCUCUGUACAUACAGAGGUUGUAUGAAAAACUGGAGGGGACUGUGACAAUGGGAACCACAUUCCGUAAAUGCAUUCGCUUAAUUGAGCCCAAGGUCGAUGAGCAUAUCAUUCUUCAGUCCUUGUUUGAAACGCCAGAGAGCAAGGAACACAAAGUCUUUCAUUUUGAUGUCACAUCCUCGGUACAGAAAGGCCUGCAUGAAUUUCUAUUCAAACUGUUCUUCCUGCGUUACCUGACGGAUUCCGACGGACUGAUGUGGAAAUGCAGCAACAAGCACUUGUAUGUGAUUGAGACACUACAAUCCACCAAUGAACCGCUCAGACAUGCUUCAAGAUCUGAUCCAAAGGGACACUUUCCUCUCUUUGAGGUCUUUCCUACGGUCUUCUGCCGUCCACCAAAAGAGGUUAUGGGGUUGGAAGCGAGAAUUGGAGACGAUCCAGUACUGGACACUGAGGACCCACUCAUGGAUGACCAGUGUUUCAGGAGUGAGACCUUUCAAAGACCAUACCAGUAUCUAACACGGUUCCAUAGGGGUGAAAAUCUCGACAGCUUCAACUACCAAAGAGUUGAAGGAACUCAUGCAGAGUGUCUUCAAAUGCUCUUCAUCUACUGUGGUAUAAUUGAUCCAUCCUGGGCAGAGUUGAAGAACUUUGCUGGAUUUCUCAAUCUUCAGUUGCUAGACUGUGAGACAUCGGAUUUCUGCAACUUUGAGUUUGUUGGAGACACUCUUAGGGGAUUCAGAAACUUUGUGGUUGACUUCAUGAUCUUGAUGGCCAAGGACUUUGCCACUCCGUCUCUCUGCAUCGCUGACCAGAGCCAUGGGAGGCAGCCGAUGGACACUGGACUCAACGAAAGAGAUCUAGCCCCGUUCCUCAUCAGGAAGAGAUGGGAAUCGGAACCGCAUCCAUACAUCUUCUUCAAUGAUGACCAUGUGUCCAUGACCUUCAUUGGAUUUCACCUACGGCUGAACGAGCAAAAUGGGGUUGACGCCAUCAAUCCGUCAACAAAUGCGGUAAUCAAGAGAAACAUUAUGACCAAAAACCUGUACAAUGGCCUCAGACAUCAAAGAGUUCCCUUUAACAUCGACUUUGACCAACUUUCUCGAGCAGAUAAGAUUGAGCGUCUAUGUAGUGUGCUGGGGACCACGUGGCCAACAGACCCUGAUGAAACGUAUGAGCUCACCACCGACAACAUACUUAAGAUGAUGGCCAUUCACAUGAGGUUCCGGUGUGGCAUUCCAGUCAUCAUAAUGGGGGAGACUGGCUGUGGGAAGACACGGCUCAUCAAGUUCCUGUGCGAGUUGAGAAGGAGUGGGGCGCCCACGGAGAACAUGAAACUUGUCAAAGUUCACGGUGGAACUACAUCUGACAUGAUCUACAACAAGGUGCGGGAGGCAGAGAAGAUUGCGGUUGCCAAUAAAGAGAAACACGAUUUUGAUUCUGUUCUUUUCUUCGAUGAAGCUAAUACCACUGAAGCAAUAAGCAGCAUUAAGGAGAUCCUAUGUGACAACACUGUGCAAGGACAACAACUCAGCUCCCAAACUGGCCUGCAAAUCAUUGCUGCGUGCAAUCCUUACAGGAAACACACAGAUGACAUGAUCAAGAGGCUGGAGGCAGCUGGUUUAGGGUACAGGGUCCGAGCUGAAGAGACUGAAGAAAGACUUGGAUCAAUCCCUCUUCGUCAGCUGGUGUAUAGGGUCCAAGUGUUGCCCCCAAGCAUGAUCCCUCUGGUGUGGGACUUUGGGCAACUCAGUGAUCACACAGAGAAAAUGUACAUCCAGCAGAUUGUACAGAGAGUUGUGGAAACAAAUUCAAUCAACAGAGAAUCCAUCAGGAUGAUCACUGAUGUGCUGUCGUCAUCGCAGGGAUUUAUGAGAGAGAGGAAAGACGAAUGCAGCUUUGUCAGUCUCAGGGAUGUGGAGCGCUGCAUGCAAGUGUUUGUGUGGUUCUACAACAACCACUCACUGUUUCAGAAUGAGUUAAAAGCAUUCCUCCAGAAACAACCCCAGGAGGAAAGGAGCAGGAGUGACCAACUACACUCACCUGCCAGUGAUCCAGUUGUUUGGUCACUGUUGAUGGCUGUUGGUGUAUGUUAUCAAGCCAGUCUAGAAAAAAAAGGUGAAUACCAGACCACAAUCUGCAAAUUCCUUCCCCAAGUCACCCCAAAGCAGAUGAAGCAGGAAAUCUCAGUCAUGCAGGAUCUUCUCCUAAGCGGUGUCCCAAUGGGAGAGACAAUAGCAAGAAACAAGGCUUUGAAAGAGAAUGUCUUCAUGAUGGUGAUCUGUAUCGAGUUACGAAUCCCCCUGUUUUUGGUUGGCAAGCCUGGGAGCUCCAAAUCUCUGUCUAAAACUCUGGUUGCAGAUGCCAUGCAGGGCCAAGCUGCACAUUCUGAACUGUACAAAAGGCUGAAACAGGUUCACCUGGUGUCCUUCCAGUGCAGCCCUCAUUCCACGCCAGAGGGAAUCAUCAACACAUUCAGACAAUGUGCCCGCUUCCAAGAGAGCAAGAAUUUGGAGGAGUACAUCUCUGUUGUUGUGCUAGAUGAGAUUGGAUUGGCAGAGGACUCCCCAAAAAUGCCUCUGAAAACACUGCACCCUUUACUGGAGGAAGGCUGCAUUGAUGACGAGCCACUGCCCCAUAAGAGAGUUGGAUUCAUUGGCAUCUCCAAUUGGGCCUUGGACCCUGCCAAGAUGAACAGAGGCCUCUUUGUGUCCCGUGGUGACCCAGACCAAAAUGAGCUACUUGAGAGUGCGAAAGGCAUAUGCUCAUCUGACAAGAUGAUUCUGGAGAAGGUUAAGCACCUCUUCACACCUUUCUCCCAAGCAUAUAUGACGACUUGCAAGAAAGGCAAAGGGUUUUUCGGUCUACGAGAUUACUAUAGUCUGGUGAAAAUGAUGUUCGCCAUCACCAGGGCCUCUAAGCAGAGCCCCAGUACAGGUAAAAUCAUUGAAGCAGUCCUACGGAACUUCAGUGGAAGGGAUGAUGUGGACGCAGUGCGUAUAUUCACCAAAGAGCUGACCGGCCAAUUCAUUCAAACUGAUUUGGAUGGCAUCAGCACUAUUGAUCUGGUGAAACAAAACAUUGUUUCCAUUUACCAAGAUGAGGAGUGCCGAUAUCUCCUUGUCCUCACCAAAAACUAUGCAGCCCUCCAGAUUCUCCAGCAGACAUUCUUCUCAGACCACAACCAUCCAGAGAUCAUCUUUGGUUCCAGCUUCCCAAAGGAUCAAGAGUACACUCAGAUCUGCAGAAAUAUCAACCGAGUGAAGAUCUGCAUGGAAACUGGCCAGACUGUUGUGCUUCUAAACCUUCAGAAUCUGUACGAAAGUCUCUACGACGCUCUCAACCAGUACUAUGUUUCACUUGGGGGUCAGAAGUAUGUCGAUCUUGGAUUGGGAACCCAUCGUGUGAAGUGCAGAGUUCACAAAGACUUCCGGCUAAUUGUCAUUGAAGAGAAAGAGGUGGUCUACAAGCAGUUCCCAAUUCCCCUGAUAAACCGUCUGGAAAAGCACUACCUGGACAUCAACACUGUUCUCAAGAAGGACCAGACGGUGAUUGUCGAACAACUAAAGGAAUGGGUCAAACACUUUGUCUCCUUGAAAAGUCAGCAGGCCAAGACAGACCGCUACAAGCCACAUGAUGUCUUCAUUGGCUAUCACUCAGACACAUGCUCCUCUGUGGUCCUGCAAGUGACUGAGAAGAUGAAAACUGAGUCUGACGAAUCUGACACUCAGAGGAGAGUCCUGGAUGAAGCCAAGCUUAUCAUGCUGAACUGUGCAACUCCAGAUUCUGUCAUUCGACUUGACGGGACUAAAUUAUCUGCUGAUGAGACCGAGUCCCUGACGCAAAUCUAUUUUGAGGAGCAGAAUCAUCAUUCCCUGGCAGACUUCAUUGCCUCUCACACACAAGAGGAGGAAUGGUUGCAUUACCACUUUACAGAGGUCACAACAUUUUCCCGGCUAUUCACAGCAGCAGAUAUCCAUCAGCUGCAGAACAUCACAGAGCUUUGCAACGUCAAGCUUCUCUCGCUGCAACAGUUUGACACAGAGCAUUCCUUCCUCAAAGAAAUCAGGCAAUUUCUUGACUCCACAUCUGACGACAAAGUCCUCAUCAUCCAAACAGACUAUGAUGAGGACUCCCAGAGCAUGAACAUUCUGGCAUCUGCCAAAUAUUCAUCCAUAAAUGAAAUAAACAAACCAAAGGAAGGUGAUAAUGGAAGGGUGUUUGUUUACUUUGUUACCAAACUGCCCCGAAUUAAAGGUGGAACCUCCUAUGUUGGAUUUCAUGGAGGACCCUGGAAAUCAGUUCACAUUGACGACCUUAGAAAAUCCAAGGAGUUUGUAUCAGACGUCCAGUCCUUGAGAAAGCUACCCAUCAGCCAACUUUUUGAGAAAAUUGAAGAGCCGUCCGAGGCAAUGCAAACAGAUGACACAUACAUCGAGGCACAUGGGGUAGAGCACUCUGCUGAGUUUGAUGCCAGAGAUCUGAUGCGAAGCUGUGUGCAGAGUGCAGUGAGCAUGCUCAGAGAUCAGGAGGACAGUGGAGCUCUCAGCACCAGGAGGGUCGAGAUCCUGCUGACACUUCUGGACGAUAGCGAGGACCUGAAAGCUACGUUCCUGACAACCCUGAGAAGCCGCCUUCACACUCUACUGGAGAACCGUGAGCGAAAUAUCCCUUCCCCCAAGUUCUGGGUGUUAACGGAGGCAUCCAACAUCGAUGCUCUUCAGGAGGGGGGAACCUUCACACAAACUCUAUGGAAGAGAAUCCAAGCAGUGGUCACACCCCUCUUGGCCCAGUUGGUCUCAGUCAUCGACCGGGACCGUAAUCUUGACCUCCUGCUGGACAGCAACAGUGGGGAGGAAGUCCGAAACCUGUGGCUGAAGAUAUUCGGCAGUAACGAGAUGCUUGAUAUUCCUAACUUUGAUCUCAAUUCUGAGUCUAAGACCAUCCUGGUGCAGAGCCAUGUCACAGCUGAGAGGACCAUGUGCUGCACAAUGCCCUUUAGCUGGAGGAUCAGAGAUAUCCUGGACGAACUAUUGAUUCAAACUCAGCAGACCAGAGGACGUGUCGAGGUGUUCUUUGAGAAAAUCCCCCUUGGUCAGUAUCUGGCUACAUUGGGUGAGAAACUGCAGAGGGAAUUUUUCCAAAGGUACCUGCAGGACUUCAUUGCCAUGACGAUGAAAGUGGCUUCGGAGGCGGAGUUAAAGCACCUGUGUGAAGCCCUGAGCUGCUGUGUGAAUGAGCUCCAGAGGCGACGAAAAGCUCCAAGUGAAGAGAUUCCCUCCCUGCCCCUGGUCCACACUGCCUACAACAUGUACCGUACCCGUCUGCACAACCUCACCAGGAUGAUGUCGUUGCAACCACAGGUGGUUCCUCACCUGCAGAGAAUCCCACUUAUGAAGGACAGCCCAGAGAUGGUUCUGGAUGUCUAUGCAGCAGUUGCCUGUGUUGAGCUCCUGGAACCCCCUGCAUUGGACUCUGAUGCCCAGUGCCAGGACUGGCUGAAGCAGGUGAAAAGACUGAAGGGGUCUAUGGAGCUGGUCUGCUCCCAGAGAAGCCUGAAGCAGUAUGGAGAGAGGAGCCGGGAACUGUUUGACUACAUCUGUAAUCAUUGGAACCGUAUCUGCAUCGUCUUUCUGUUUGUGGAACACAUGCUGCUAGGCUUUGAGUCUGAGGAGAGGGCGCUCAAGUCUCUGGUCCUUGAUCACACUCAUACCUUAGGCAAAAUUCUGGCAAAAAACUCAGACGUAAAGUCGGAGGAACCAUUUGCGGCCAUCAUUACAAUACUGAAGACUUGCAAGCAAAAAGCAAGUGAUCUGAUUUGCAAGUUUGGUUUCCAGUGCCGUGUGUGCAUGGGCGAACCACAAGACCCGGUGGAUCUGCCCUGUCACCACAUCUUCUGUCUGACCUGUGUCAGAGGAUGUCUCAACACAGGCCAAAUGUACUGCCCCAUGUGCAAACACGAACUACCAGAUGACUUCCAGGUCAAAGUGUCUGAGGACAUAAGAGCUUGCAUCACCCUAAACGCCCAGUUCAGGCAGAGUUGCAAUGCGUUUUUCAUAGACCUGGUCACUACUGUGUGCUUCAAGGACAACAUCCCCCCAUCAAAAGGUGUCAUCCUGCACCUGUUGUCCUUCCUCAUGGUCGAGACAGAACCCAUCCCACUCAUCAGAGCACAAAGUCAGAUACACACCAAAGAUUUCUCACCAUUUGAUGAGUCUAUGGACAAGAAUCCUGUGGUGCGAUCAGUGAUACUCAAGCUUCUGCUCAAGUACACCUUUGAUGAAGUCAAAGAAUAUCUGCAGCAGUAUUUGACAUUGAUAGAAGAGAGCAACAUUCUAGAGGCUGAGGAUAAAAAUGAACUUUAUGCGCUCUACAUCAACUGCCUUGAGGACUCCAUGUUCGACAGAAAGCCACAUGAAUGCCAGAAGCCUGCAGACCAGCAGGCCUACCUGCAGAAAGAGACUGAGUUCUUGAGUCACUUCCUGGACUCUGUCACUGCGUCGGCUGAGACUGUCACAAUAGAGUACCUGCAACAGAUCGCGAGGGUCCGUCUAUGCCUGGACACGGCUGCACACUUGCUCCAUAGCACACAGUCUGGGGAAUGUGAAAAUCGUCAGGAUGCGGUCGAGGAGUUCCUGUGUGCUGUUAGGAGCCUGUGUAAGGAGAGUAAGAACGACUGGUACAGGGUGUACCUGAUCCGCAACAUCAGCAGCCAGCAGGGUGUAGAGUAUGUCCAGAGAAUGCUGAGGGAUACAGAGACGUACAGGUGGCUUUUUCCUGAAGAGGUGCAGCAACAGAAUGAAGAUGUUGGCCAGAUGGACCAGUAUCUCGUCUAUGGAGACGACUACCAGGUUAUCCGCGAGGCUGUUGCCAAAGCAGUACUAGAGGACAGUGUGCAGGAGAUUGAGGAUACCUGUCAGAGAUGUACUGCACCUGCAAGGAGGCGGACCUUGUAUAUCCUGCUGGCUCUUUUCAGAGAAGUCACCAGUCUGUACCGAGCAGCCAACACAGGCCUCCACCCCACCCCUAAGCAAUGCAAAGCACUUGAUGACUUCAUCGAGGGAUCAAGGUACCUACAUCGCAGGGAAGUGAGGGACUUUGCCAAAGAAUUGGUUCACAACAGGAUGGGAGGACUGAGUGUCCUGGCAGACCGGUCCAGUGUGGAGCACACCCUUAUAGAGCUGGCUGUCCACAUGUCUGCUGUGCUGCUCACUGGGACAGAAGGGCUGCUCACACCUCUACAGCAGCUUGGCCUGUCUCCCAACAAUAUGCUGAGUGCCUUUCUACCCACAAUGCCUGAGGACAUGCUGGCUGUCGCUCAAAGGCUUAUAACACCGAAUAAAGUGGAUUAUGGACUCUCCUGGUACUCUUGUCCGAAUGGUCACCCCUGUGUUGUGGAUAAGUGUGGUCAACCCACCCAUAAGGCAAAAUGUCUAGAGUGUGAGGCGGAGAUUGGAGGGGAGAACCAUGUUCCCUUGACUGGUUUCCGGAAGAUGGAGCUACAGCAGGGAGAUCUCACAAGGACUGGCCACAUCCUGGGAGACCCUGAGAGGAGGGACAACCCAGACACCCUGGACACCAAAAACAUGUCCCACACCCCCUUCAUCCUGGUCAGACUGCUCACCCACCUGGCCAUGCUGAGAGGGGCCUCAGAGCAGCCACAGUCCAUCCAGCAGAUCAUCCAGCCUCCAGUCCAGGACGCCUGCCAAUUUCUGAUUUGUCACCUGCUGAAAGACAUGGAUCAGCUGACCAAAGCCCUGGGGAAGGGAAAUGAUGACACGGUCACCACCGUCCACCUGAUAGUCAGAUCCAUUCUGGAACCACCACCGACCAAUCAAUUGCCGGCUGGCAAUGAUCCCCAACUCUCAACUAAAGAGGCAAGAGAUACCUGGGAGACAACUGUUGCUACUGACAUCAUCACUCCUCAGUUGAAGAAACUUGACCAGCAGCUGAGGGAGGUGAACGCCACCAUCAGAGACGACUCCCGUGUCUCCUCUAACUUCGUCAUGAGGGUGACAUUUGGGGACGAGUGUCCGUUGUCCUCCCUGUCUCAGGGCUCCCAGGUCCACUGUUCAGGGGUUUGGAGCUGCAGAGAGAGGGUGUCCCUACUCAGUCUCACCCACAUCGUAGAACAGAAUGACGGAAAGGACAAGCUGCCAUUACUCUGGAGGUUCCUACAGAAGGAGGCGGAGUUCCGGCAGGUCAAGUUCCUUCCACAUAUCCUGGCCCUACAGAAGAGUCUGGUGAAAAAGUUCCAGAACUCAUCAGACCUGAUGGAUGUCUCCAUCAGAGAGUUCAUCCAACGACAGUCAGGACCAAUGAGAGUGUGGUAUGAGAAGCACGUCCAGAUAUUUCUGAACACGUGGAACCUGCUCAGAGUAUCUGUAGCCACCAAUGAGAUAAAGAUCCCAGAAGACUUCUGGAAGGAUGAUUUGGACCUGGACAGUGACCUCCAGUACCUCCUGCCGCGGCGCCAGGGUCCAGGCUUGUGUUCCACGGCUCUGCUAAGCUACCUGGUGGCCCUUCACAAUGAGCUGCUGCACUCUGUGGACCGCCACACUGGGGAAGACACCAGCUACAAGGUGAGCCUGUCAGAGCUGACAGAGCUGCAUGUGAUCCGCUAUGAACUGGAGAAGGACCUGCUGCCCCUGGUGCUGUCUAACUGCCAGUACAGCCUGGAGCGUGGCAAGGAGACCCUGUCUGAGUACGACCUGCCCAAGAUCCAGCAGCAGGUUCUGACCCGUUUCCUGCAGGGCAAGCCUCUCAUCACACUGACUGGAAUCCCCACUCUGGUCACCAGACACGAGAGAGAUUAUGACAUCAUUUUCAAAAUGGUGAAAGGAAACGUGUCUCAGGAGCAUCUGCCGUCCCUGACCCUCACAGCCCUGUCCAGGGAUCUGCAGUCGUACAGUGAGGUGUGUGAAGCCCUGAAGGCUGUGGAGCUGGCUCUGGGCUUCCUGUCCAUGACUGGGGGAGUUUCCCAGAUGCCCCUGGACUGCUACCUGGAGGACAUGCUGAAGAUGGGCGAGCAGAUGGAUCCUCACAUCUUAAAGGCUCUGGGCAGGUGCAGUCUGAAGCACGGUGUGGCUCUGUGGCAGCUCCUGUCUUCCCUCAAAUCAGAGAACAUGCUGAAGAGUCUGAAGAGGGACCCUUUCUCUGGGGUGUCUACAGAGUACCAGCAGCCCCUGGAGGAGGAACAGAAGAGGCUGCUCCAGGGAUUCAUCUCCAAGGGUCACGUUGACACCUGGCUACUGGAGAUGCACGAGUUCCUCCUGCUGAAUCUGGGGAAACCACAUGUCUCAGACACCUACAAACCAGACUGGAGUGUCAAAGAGACGUUGGCUGGAUACAUGGACCGCAAAGGAGUAGAAGUCCUGCCUGACGUGGAGGCCUCCUUCCCAGACAAGAUACUCCUCUCACAGAUUGUAGAGACCUGGAAAUUCACUGUGACUUACCAACAGGAAUGGAUGGCGUAGUUGAUCAACUGUCCAUUUGAAUGUAAAUGGCUACUAUAAACAAUCAGGGAAAUGUUAGAAUAGAUAACAGGAGUAGCCUGUCAUAAACACGAUUUGUUAUUAGCCAUUAAGUGAUAGCACAAGUGAUCGCACAGUACAGUAUGUGCACCACCGACACUCCAGAUGCAUAUGUAAAUGGUAAAUAUGAAGAAUCAUGCCUUCCUCCAUGCAAAAAAACUGCUUUGAAUGUGAUUUUCCUUGACUGUUAAAAGUAAUAGUUUAGUGAAUAUUUUUUUAUGUUCAUUUUUGGGGGAAAUAUAGUUGACUUUGAGAUUCUAUUCAAACUUUUCUAUUUUUUUUUGAUGCAGUGUAAAAUUGUUUAUAUUUUUAUGUUAUGCUCUCGUUUUUACCUCGUUUUUUUUUUUUAAAUAGGUUCGCAAUCUUCAGACUUGUUAUUUGGCGUUUCUUCCAAGAUAAUAUAUCCUGACACCAUUGACUUUAGAUCAGUGGGCGCUAUGGGUCCAUUUUGUCUAAUUUGCAGCCUUGUUAGUGAAAUGCACGACAUUAGAAUUGUAUCUGGUUGAGAAUUCAGUAUAGCCCUCAUCUCCAUUAGUUUUUUGUUCUGAUUGAAUAUGAGUAGAUUCUUUGCUUUGUCUUAAAUCAUUUGUCCAAUCAUGACCUCCUGAAAUAAAGGGGCUGGAGCCAUCAUCUCACUUUGAGAUUCAAUUACA